Chilo suppressalis (striped riceborer) is the source of this 5494-nucleotide messenger RNA. Lineage: Eukaryota; Metazoa; Arthropoda; Insecta; Lepidoptera; Crambidae. The record is from the annotation of a GenBank genome assembly.
GUUUAACCUCAAAAAAUAUCAAAACAGUAAAUUGUGUUUUUAUCAUGUUUAUUUUAGAUGCCAAGUGUAAUAAAUAGCACUACAGACGUAUCUCGACCAAUAGAUAGCAGCAAAAUGCAACUCGAGUGCUUAGAAUUAGCUGGUUGCGCUCUGGACCGGUACAUUAGCUCCGAUAAUUCGCGCCCUUCGUUUUUAGAGAUCACUGGUAUAGCCGCUCAACGAACUCCAACAUGCAGUGGCCUAAAUGCUGGAGACUAUCGAAACCUAGCUGCACUAUUGAACCAUCCAAACUUAUCUCAAUUGAAGAUAUUGAACAAGGUUCCAUUGCCACCGGAAAUAAUGGAACACUUUGCCCAUAUGCAAUGCCACUGUUUGAUGGGAGUAUUUCCAGAAAUCAGCCGUGUUUGGUUGGCAAUAGACAGUAAUAUUUAUGUUUGGGCUUUUGAACAUGGGUGCGAUGUUGCUUAUUUUGAUGGACUUGGUGAAACCAUAGUCAGUGUGGGCCUAGUCAAACCUAAAGCAGGGGUGUUUCAAAGUUUUGUUAAAUAUCUUUUAGUCUUAACAACUACAGUUGAAAUUGUUGUCUUGGGUGUCACCUUUUCAUCAAGUAAGACUGAUGGGUCCUCUGAACUUCAAGAGAUACUCUUAGUACCAGAGCCGGUGUUUGUUUUACCCACAGAUGGGAUAUCAAUGAUGUCUGUUAAGUCAACUGCUAAUGGACGAAUUUUCAUGGGAGGCAAAGAUGGUUGCUUAUAUGAAAUCACAUACCAGGCUCAGCUAGGAUGGUUUGGGAAACAUUGCAAAAAAGUUAACCAUUCCACAAGUGCCUUAUCUUUCUUGGUACCUUCAUUUCUAAAUGCUGCUCUAUAUGAUGAAGAUCCAAUUGUGAAAAUUGAGGUUGACAACUCCAGAAACAUUUUAUAUACUUUGAGUGAAAAGGGCUGUAUAGAGGUAUAUGAUUUAGGGGCCGAUGGUGAAGGUAUCAGUAGGGUAGACAGAUUAACCCAAGGGAAAAUAGUUUCAUCUGCUAUAGAUAUUGUCAAAACCUUAGAACCUAAUAACUUCAAACCAGUUGUGGCUAUUUCUGCAGUUGAUGAAUCAGAGUCGGAACACUUAAAUCUGGUAGCUGUCACCCAAACUGGUGCAAGAUUGUAUUUUAGUACUGGAAGUGGGGAUGCGAACCAAAGUGGUACGCAGAGGCCGCAGUAUUUGACGCUGCUACAUGUGCGACUUCCACCUGGGUUCACUCCCAACGCUUCAGUACUUAGGCCAAAACAAGUUCAUAGUGCAGUCUAUGAAAAUGGAUCACUAGUGAUGAUAUGUUCCGCGGGCGGUGGGGGCGAGGCGGAGACCCUUUGGUGUCUGUCUCGCGUGUUGCCUGGGCCUGGGUUUAGUGAGGCUCAUACUCUACUGGCGUUAGACGGGCCAGCUUGGGCUUUAACGGCACUGCCACCGCAACAAUCCGCCCAUUUGUCGCAAGCACUUCGCCCAAGGAAAGAGGUGUGGAGCGUGUCUCGAUGGGCGGUAGUGACGGGGGCAGGAGCGGCGAUACUGGCUGCGGGAGCCGCGCCGGAUAUAUUACGCACCUUGUUGCGUGAUUGCCGGGGACCCGAUGCUCAUACUAUCAAGGACUUUUUCCAGCUUCAUAGCGUAGAGCAAGCAUGCGCAUGCGCGUUGUAUUUAGCUUGCGAGGACACUUCAUCCAGCGACCUCACAAUCAGCGAAUGGGCGACUCGAGCUUUCUUCUUAUAUGGCAGUCAACCAACGAUAAAUUUUUGUGGGUCGCCAAAGUUCUCACCUCGUCAAAUGUCAACACCAAUGUCCAUGAGGGGUCUACAAGGGCAAAUGCAACCGAAAAUGAACCAAUCUUACCAGCAGGGUGGUACGAAUCAGUCGUUCCUAGGGUCACCCAACCAUUCCAUGAUGCCGCAGUCUUUUCAGCAAAAUGUAAUGAGUCCUACACCAUUCAACCAAAAUUCGUUCAAUGUUACUCAGCAACAAAGAGAUCCGAAUUACCCAGUGCAGAAAGAAUACAGCGCUAAACACAACGGGCUAUACAUCUAUGUUGGAAGAAUACUUGCUUCGAUAUGGAAUCUCAAAUGUGUAUCUAAGUCUCAGACGCCUGAUAACAAAGAAUUUAUGUGUAGCAACGUGACAGGGGAGGACUGCGCCUACAUAGUGCAGCGUCUACAACGAGUCGCGUCGUUCAUGCAGCGGAUAGUCGCGCCCAAACAUUCCGACGAGCACGCCUCGUUGCACGCGCUUAAACUAUUCAUCACAAUGGCUAUAGAAAUGCUGAGUCUUUGGAAGGUGCUGUGUGAACACCAGUUUCACGUUAUUGCGGCUAGUUUGCCACCAGAGCAACAGACUGCACUACAGGCUGCAAGCUUCAGGGAAUUACUCGUUGGUGGACAGGAGGUAGCAUGCCUGCUUCUAGGCUCAUUGGUAGCCGGAUACUUGCGUGACAAUGCUUCUGUAGAUGGAAUCUCCCAAAAACUUAGACAACUUUGCCCAACACUAUAUCGCCAGGAGGACGCGACUUGUUCAAAGGCUAAUGAACUUUUAAUGUUUGCUAAACAACAAAAGAAUCCAGCUGAGAGAGAAGAAAUGCUACAGCACGCAUUAAAGUUAUGUAAGGAUGUCGCACCAAACGUCAAUUUACCAUUAGUAUGUUCCAAGCUAGUAUCGGUUGGGUUCUAUUCUGGGGUUGUGGAACUGUGCGUGGCAUGCGCCUCCAAAAUAGAUCCCCAAGACAAAGCGCUACAUUACUAUUGCAGCGACCAACCUGCGCAAGAUCGCGACGGUCACUUAGCUUAUUACAGAAGAAUGGAAAUAUAUCGAGAAGUGUGCAACGCGUUAGAACGUCUAUACGAGCGUAGUACGGAGACUGGCAGCGAACCGUCACCUUUGCGUUCACAAUCGCCGACAUCGGCAGAAAACAUGCUCACUCUGUCACCCGCCGAUGCUAACUAUCAAGGUCGAAAAUUGGUAUGGGAAUGUUUGUCCUGCGACGACGAACUACUCCACGUAGCAGUUUAUCAGUGGCUCGUCUCUAAACAUUUGGGCUCAGAACUGCUGUCACUGGGUACGGCGCCUCCUCCGUCUCUUCGCACUUACCUUCAGGCCGCGGCUCGCAACGCGCCGCCUGCUACCGCCUUACAUUUACUAGACCUCCUGUGGAAGGUUCUGGAGAAAUGCGGCGAUCACCUUGCUGCGGCAAACGUGCUGGAAGGUCUCGCCAUCAGACCUGGUUCGGGCGCGAGUCUCGCGCAGCGCAUGUCGUGGUUAUCAGCGGGCGUAGUGUGCGUGCGCGGUGCGGGCGCGGGUGGCGCGGGCGGCGGCGAACUGUUGCGGCGGUUGGAGGAAGCGGCGGAAGUGGCCCGCGUGCAGGCGGGCGUGCGCGCCGCCGCAGCAGCGCUGCCGCGAGCGCUGCAGCCCCCACCUGCCGCGCUGCAGAGGCUGCACGACGAGCUGCUGGAGGUGACGCAGUUAUAUGAAGAGUACGCUGACCGAUACAACUUGUGGGAGUGCAAGCUGGCCAUAGUGCAGUGUUCUGGGCACAACGACCCACUGCUGGUCGAGAACAUUUGGAGUAACAUCUUGGCUGAGGCGGAAACGGCCGCAAGGAGUUUGCCCACUGCGGACGAGAGAAUGACCUCCGUGCUCAGCAAACUGACUACACUGGGCAGAGAGUAUGUGAACACGGGACACUGUUUCCCUUUGUAUUUCAUUGUGCGACAGUUGGAAAUAAUGAGCUGCAAAAUGCAAGCUGACCAAAGUUUGGUGUUCAGAACUGUGCUGAAUAUUGGCGUGGCACUAGAACAAGUCCUAGACAUUUAUAUCAAAUUGGUGAGCGUUAAUGAGCGCGUAUGGUUGGGUUGCGGUGACGAAACGCACGUUUGCGCCGUUGCCGCUCUGCUGCUGGACGCGGCUCGGAGCGAGCUGGCACCGUUGCCUGCCGCCGCGCGUCGCCGUGCCCUCGCCCGAUGCAAGGAUUUACACGAAGCGGCGUUAUCCUCCUUGCAGUCUCGACCCAACACGCAAAGUCUCAUAGAAAGACUUACAGUCGCGCAGGCGCACUUAGAUCGCAUGGAUUGAGCGAGGAUGUCCAGCGUGUCCCCUUCCUCUAGUGUGGUGACGUUGCAGGGCAGCUCGACACUUUGUCCCACCACAGAAUCCACUUAAACAUAUAGGUGAGUAGAAAAACACCUAGGUUUUAAAAGAUCGAUGUUGGUUUCUUACAACGUAAAGUAUCUAAUAACUAAGUAUAAACAGCACAGGACAAGAUUCUAAUACGGACAGAAUUUCAAUUGACAUUGAGCGUUGAUCAUCAUUAUACCUCAUCAUCAUCAUCAUCAUCAUCAUCAACCCAAGCUCGUCCACUGCUGGACAUAGGUCUCCCUUAAUGCACGCCACUGCUCCCGAUUUUCUGCCACUGUCAUCCAGCCCACCCCAGCCAGCUUACGAAUGUCAUCAUCUCAUCUUGUCUUAGGGCGUCCUACACUACGUUGUCGAGUCGUGGUCUCCACUCAAGAACUUUCCGGCUCCAACGGCCGUCAGUUCUGCGGCUAAUGUGACCAGCCCACUGCCUCUUCAGUUUAUUAAUUCGGUGGGCUAUGUCGGUGACUUGGGUUCUCUGUCGGAUUACAUCAUUUCUGAUGCGGUCCUUCAGGGAUACUCCGAGCAUAGCCCUUUUCAUAGCUGUCUGAGCGACUUAAAACUGGUGGACUCGUCCAACCGUGAGUCCACGUCUCGUCGUAUGUCAUAACUGGGAGGACGCACUGGUCGAAGACUUUCGGCUUGAGACAUUGAAGGAUGGAUGACGAGAAGACUUGACGAAACGAAAUGCUGCCCAGCCCAACUGAAUUCUUCUAUUGGCUUCUUUCUCGAAGUUGUGUCUGCCUAAUCGGAGCGUUUGUCCUAGAUAGAAAUAUUCCUGAACAACCUCGACAUGUACUCCAUUAACAGCAACCAGUCCCGGAUCAACGAGCUCGUUGAACAUGACCUUAGUUUUAUCCAAGUUCAUCCGGAGACCGAUGCGUUUGGAAGAUUCAGCCAGGCUGCUCACCAUCUCCUGUAGGUCCUGUAGGGUUUCAGCCAGGAUGACGAUGUCGUUCGCGAAUCGAAGGUGUGAAAUGUAUUCGCCAUUAUUAUUGAUUCCGCGUCUUUUCCAGUUAAGCGUUCCGAACAUGUCCUGCAGCGCAGCGGAGAAGAGUUUUAUUAUACCUAUUUCAUUAUAAAUUUUCUCGAUAGGUGUGAAUCCUAUUACCUAUAGAUAGAGAAAAUUUUACAGUUUGUGACAAUUUGAUAUGAGGCUGCCUGUACACAUUCAUUUUAUUUAUCAGGUCCCUCCAAAGAUGAACAAAAGGUAUCGAAACACUUCAAUCAUCGUUGUUUGCAAGAUCGAUGAAAUCAAGAUUUAAGGGCAUCUCAGAUUAGCAGUUCGCCGGAUGAUCAUUCUGUCAGUUAAUUUGAAGCGCAAUUAGCUUCAAAU